AUGUCAAAGGAGCAAAUUUUAAAGGAUAUGUCAGAUAUGGAUCAGAUGACAAGUUUUUCUCACGACAGGGUGAUGCCACCAGUUGGUUGGGCUCUUGGAAAUUUUAUAUACCUUGCUACUGGCAGUGAAAGCAAUAUCUUAGAUUCUGGAAAGUUAGUGUCUGAACCCUGUAACUUAAACGAAUUAGAAUCCCGAACCCACAAGCUUCAAAUCCUAGCUCCGCCUCUGUCUGGUAUAGACCGUCAAUCCUAUGUCCGUGUAGUAAUUACGCUGGCGGAGAAAUUAUUGACUCAGAUUGAAAGGGCUGGAUGGGUGAGAAAGGAGAACCAAGAAGUUCAAGGUGACGGAAAUUCUGUUGAAGCCGAGAAAACUUUUGGAUCCUUGCAGAUGUCGUAUAUGGACCUUUUUAAGCCUGUUUGCCUGCAGAAGCAUCUUAUGGAACUUCUAGUGUUGGAGAAAGAUGGUCUCAUUCAGAGAGCUGAAAGUCUACCCUCAUGCGGAGCAGAAUCUUCUGGGAGCUGUGAAUUGCUUGAUGUUGCUUACUACUAUUCAUGGAUGCUCAGGAUAUUUUCUAGUUUGAAUCCGCUGCUGGGGGCAAUGCCAGUUCUCAACAUGCUAUCAUUUACUCCUGGGUUCCUUUCUAACCUGUGGGGAACCCUCGAAGAAUCACUUUUUCCUGGAAAGAAUCUUGUUGGUAAGGGCAAAUAUGUGGAAGAAAGUAAAAUUUCUGAGAGAAAGCAAAAACAUUCUUCUAAAGAUAUAGGCAGCAAAUGGGCUAGCGUAUUUCAAAAGAUAACUGGGAAAUCACAAACUGAGUUCAAAAGUCUGGAUCGGCUUGAUGGAAAAUCAAAUACAGUGCAUAUUGACGAGCAUUAUUCUGAUAUGUGGGACAUUGAACUGCUAAGGCAGGGUCCUGAUGGCAUAUCAAAAGAUUUGGCUUGUCUACUACAUCUGUUUUGCGCUAGUUAUUCACACCUGUUGUUAGUUCUUGAUGACCAGGAGUUUUAUGAGAAACAGGUUCCCUUUACAUUGGAGCAGCAGCAGAAAAUUGUGUCCGUGCUGAAUACAUUGGCUUAUAACACAAUGGCGCACAAUAUUGGUCCUGAAAGUAGACCUCUGACAGAUUCUGCUAUCAAAUGUCUUCAUUUAUUGUAUGAAAGGGAUUGCAGGCACCAAUUUUGCCCUCCUACUUUGUGGCUUUCACCAGGUAGAAAUAAUCGGCCGCCCAUUGCCGUAGCUGCUAGGACUCAUGAAGUUUUGUCAGCUACUUCAAACGGUGAUGAUGCAUUAACCUCUCUGAGCAUGGGCUCCAUCAUUACUGUUACCCCACACAUUUUCCCAUUUGAGGAAAGCAGGGUUGAGAUGUUCAGAGAAUUCAUCAACAUGGACAAAGUAUCAAGAAAAAUGGCCGGUGAAGUUGUUGGACCUGGUCCACGUAAUGUUGAGAUAGUAAUUCGUCGUGGUCAUAUUGUUGAAGAUGGAUUUCAGCAACUAAAUAACUUAGGAUCAAGGUUAAAGUCCAGCAUCCACGUCUCUUUCGUGAAUGAGUUUGGUCUUCCAGAGGCUGGCCUGGACUACGGUGGGUUGUCCAAGGAAUUCUUGACCGAAAUAGCCAAAGCAGCCUUCUCACCUGAGUACGGGCUCUUCACACAGACCUUGACCUCAGACAGACAUCUAAUUCCUAAUACAGCUGCAAGAUUUUUGGACAAUGGAUUUCAGAUGAUUGAGUUUCUAGGGAGAAUUGUUGGCAAAGCGCUCUAUGAGGGAAUAUUGCUAGAUUAUUCCUUUUCACAUGUAUUUUUGCAAAAGCUGUUGGGCCGCUAUAGCUUUCUUGAUGAAUUAUCUACACUUGAUCCUGAGCUAUACAGGAAUCUGAUGUUUGUUAAGCACUAUGAUGGUGAUGUCAAGGACCUCGCAUUGGAUUUUACAGUUACUGAAGAAUCAUUAGGAAAACACAUUGUUAUUGAGCUUAAACCUGGUGGCAAGGAUAUCUCUGUAACAAAAGAGAACAUGUUGCAAUAUGUUCAUGCAAUGACAGAUUUUAAACUAAAUCGGCUGAUACUUGCUUUCUCAAAUGCAUUUUAUAGAGGAUUGACAGACCUUAUAUCUCCUUCCUGGUUAAAGUUGUUUAAUGCAAGUGAAUUUAAGCAGUUGCUUUCAGGGGGAAACCAUGAUAUUGACAUUGAUGAUUUAAGGAAAAAUACACGCUAUACUGGAGGUUACACAGAAGGGAGUCGGACAGUACUCUUUUGGGAGGUCUUUGCGAAUUUUGAACCAAAAGUACGGUGUUUGCUGCUUAAGUUUGUGACGAGUUGUUCGCGAGCUCCUUUGCUUGGAUUCAAACAUCUGCAGCCAACCUUCACCAUUCACAAGGUUUCGUGUGAUUUGCCACUAUUUUCGACUUUCGGCGGACAGGAUGUUGAUCGGCUUCCUUCAGCUUCUACUUGCUACAACACCCUCAAGCUUCCAACAUACAAACGCCAGAGUACUUUGAGAGCAAAGCUUCUAUAUGCUAUCAAUUCCAAUGCUGGUUUCGAACUUUCAUAGUUAUUGUGCAGGUUAAGCGAGUUUGAGAAGGAAGGAAGGAAAAGGAGAAGGGAGAAAUAGUUUCAGCAUGUUACCUCUUUCUGCAGGUUUUGUGAUCAGAUCAAAAGAGGCUGAUAGAUGUCAAAUACUACGAGCUUGAGGCCGGAAAGCUUGUUCUUUAAAUUUUGAGAUGUCCUGUUGAGUUUAUUGUUGAAGGAGAUUGCAUCUUGGUUCAGUCUUGCAACACACUGGUUCCUUCCUCUACCGAACAAAGUAAUGGCAGCUGGCAAACAACCAGUUGGUGGCAGAGUUGUGACCCCAAUCCUCCUUGCUCCCAGAUCAUAGAGGUUCUGUCCAUAGAUUGUUUCUGAUAUUAACAUGUGGAAUUUGUGUAUAAUUGAACAAUUUGCAUAUAAUAUUUCUCAGUUUGUGAUUUAUAAUUACAUCUCGAUCUGAAUUAUUGAUGUUCUCAGUAUCAGGAGUAAAGAUUGUGAUAAUAUCCAGCUUAUUUUUCAGGAUAAGUCUACCUGGUACUCAGGUGUAUGUCAUCCUUGUACAUCCUGUAACAAUCCCAAGUUUCUGUAAUUUGAUAAGUGCUUGUUAUGAUU
Lycium barbarum (goji berry) is the source of this 3134-nucleotide messenger RNA. Its product is annotated as E3 ubiquitin-protein ligase UPL7-like. Gene Ontology annotation, biological process: protein polyubiquitination; ubiquitin-dependent protein catabolic process. NCBI's taxonomy places the organism in Eukaryota, Viridiplantae, Streptophyta, Magnoliopsida, Solanales, Solanaceae. The record is from RefSeq and is a predicted model, not a curated record. Gene Ontology annotation, molecular function: ubiquitin protein ligase activity.